This is a messenger RNA of Drosophila biarmipes, 2306 nucleotides long. RefSeq lists its product as uncharacterized. The coding region runs from base 91 to 2088 and encodes 665 amino acids. NCBI's taxonomy places the organism in Eukaryota, Metazoa, Arthropoda, Insecta, Diptera, Drosophilidae. The transcript is spliced from 3 exons. The record is from RefSeq and is a predicted model, not a curated record.
CACACGGGUUAGUUUUCUUAAAACGCUCAGAGAAUAAAUGUUAGUUGAACACACGAAUAAUUUAGGGGUAAGAAAAUUAAGAGCGACGAGAUGAUCGAUAUUUUGUCGCUGCCGCGCCGGAACAAGGUGUCCGGGAACCCGGCCCUGCUGAAGAUGAUCUCCUACAAGACCGGGCUGCCUAUCAACAGUCUGCCCGGAUGGGAGCUGAUCCCCCUCAACUGCAAGCUGCCUAUGCUGAAGUGUCCCGGGAACCAGGUCAUAUUCUCGAAGAACAAGAUCGGGCAGGAUUUCAAGAGCGGCAAGCAGGAGUUCGAGAGCUCUGUUACCGAGCACAUCCCCGAGUACAAUCCGCUGCACGACUCCAAUCUGAAGACCUUCUACUCCAACGAGCGCAAUCUGAAGCGUUUGCGCGAAAACGGCGAGAUUACGCAGGACAACGAUGUGAUCUGUAACCUGAAGGACUUCAACCAGCACCGCCAGGAGCUGCACAAAUCGCAGCUGUACUAUAUCCUACAGGCGUACAAGCGACGCGAGUCGGAGCAAUACGAUCGGAUGCUGAUCGCCAAUGCCGAGUCCAUCACGAAGAAGGAUCACCAGAACCUGGCAGCUCGGCACCAGUGCACCGAGGAGGUGCUUGCCAGAAAGCAGCUGCAAGAGCAGGAGCGCCACGAGAGGAAGGUCCACCUGCUGAACAUCACGUACGAGAAGUUUAAGCGGUUGGAGAACCUGGCCACCAUGCAGAACAUGCUGCUGGAGCACCGCAAGAUGCUCACGAAUAUGCGAGUGGCCGCCCACAUAAGCAUGUGUCAGGAUCUGAUGCGGAAGCUGCUGAUCAAGCAGAAGAAGCUCUUCCAGUUCAAAAAGGAUCGGUUCAAUAAAAACAUGCGGAUCCUGAGGAAACAGAGGCUGGUGAAGAACACAGAGCACCAGAUUCAGUCGUGGAAAAAGAGGCUGGACGAGCGGAUUGCCAACCAGCGCAGGAUUAACUACCUCUUGCAGGAGGUGGAGAAGGAGCGCGAGGCGUUCAUAGAGCGGCACAAGGCUCUCUACAGGGAGAAGUGGCAGCGUAUUCAGGACGAGAUCAAGGAGAGGGCCCGCAAAGCCGCCGUUGCUCGCCAGCCGAAGAGAAAGCGUCGCAAGAAGAAGUCCGCAAUCCAGGAGCGAAAACCAUCCUUCUGCGAUGAGUACCAGGCCACCUUCGAGGGUUUGCUGGACAGUGAGCUCUGCUACGCCUUGAACGCAGCCAUUGCCAUGGAGGGUCAGACCGCUCUCACCUUCGCCCCAGACGAUCCCAUCUAUAAGGCGGCGCAAUACAUACUCGACUACAUAAUAUCUGGCCUAAACGACGAUCUCAGCGAGGACGAGUGCGCUCUGCAGGUGCUGGUCUCGCGCAUCAAGGACUUUGUCUGCGAUGCCAAGAAAUAUGUGCACUAUAAAGCCUAUCAGAUCAUCGGCUUCGCCAGGGACCACAAGGCCAUGGAGGUGCCGCCGUCGGUGGCCAAGCCGCCAAAGAACCACUCGCGCGCCUCCCACGUCUCCUUCAGCGGCGUGGCCAGCACCAUUGGCGUGGGCAGCUACGAGAUCCAUCCGUUCGUGGACAUUCGUCCGUGCGGCGAGAGACGGGCCACGCCAGCGGGAUCGUUGGCCUCGCUGGUGGUCAGCCAGAUCGGGGAGCAGGUGAUUCAGGACAAGGUCCGUCUGCCGCACCUGAAUCGCAACCAGAUCGUGUUCAUAGAGCACUACCUGGUGAAGUUUAAGCGGGACCUGCUGGUGGGCCUGGACAAGCUGGUCUUUGCCGCCAUUCAGUGCCACUUCGAGAACCGCAUGAUGGAGGUGCGCGAGGAGCUGCUGUUGCUGGACAGGAACUACCUGUUCGACCAGAUUGCCAGGGGCAUCCUCAGCUACGCGGUUAACCCGCUCAACUACCAGUCUGUGCUGAAGCUGGCCGUGAGCGUUCUGUCCUGCGAGAUCAUCUGGGAGCUGCAGCAGACGCUGCUCAGGCCAGGCGUCGAUCCCCGGGGCCAGAAACACCCCGUCUCCUGCGGCACCGAGAUGGAUCGCGAGGCUCUGGCCCUGUGCAUACCCUAGGAUCCUGACACGCAGAUGGGGGAAUGAGCGCGGCCUUCCCAGGUGGGUUUCCUGCUUCUUGCGGAAAACAAUUCGUAUAAAUUGUAUGUGUAAGCUGGGACUUCAGGCACUUACUUCACAGUCCAUGAAAUCCGUUCUAAAUUUAAGUGCCAAGUUUUCUUUCGAUUUGUGGUUUUAAAUGCGUUGUCGGUGUUCAAUAAAGUGGCUUAAUUCUAAAA